This is a messenger RNA of Lineus longissimus, 2712 nucleotides long. RefSeq lists its product as uncharacterized. Lineage: Eukaryota; Metazoa; Nemertea; Pilidiophora; Heteronemertea; Lineidae. Gene Ontology annotation, molecular function: zinc ion binding. Bases 185 to 2473 code for a protein of 762 amino acids. The transcript has 4 exons. The record is from RefSeq and is a predicted model, not a curated record.
GAUGCCCUGGUUUCCCGGAAUUUCCAACAGAUCAAGCUUCCUGGUUUUAACGGUUUAGCUGGACAGACACCCACAGGUCUGGUUCAAAUUGAGGUGAUCCUAACGAAAGCUCAGCUACCACCAAGUAAUCCUGAAGCCCGGGUCCUAAAUCACGGCGUGGCGCUGACACUGCAGUACAGUACAGAUGGACAGUCACCGAGACCACUCCCUCUUCCCCGAAAGAACGCGCGUUAAAACGCCAGCAGACCACCACGGAGACCUAAUGCUGCGCCUACGCAAUGAGAUCGGAAGUCACAAUUACCGCGUGAUCAAACACGCCUUGUUGGCUAGCCAGAAACUAACCGAGGUCCAGGCUGAGAAGGCGGGCGAUGAUUUCUCAGCUCUGUGGAACACGUUAUCAAGCAAUGGCGUUAUUUCCAUCGGGUUGUAUACCACGCUUAAGGAAAUCCUGUCCGGGAUGAACCUGCAUUCCCUGGUGCAGAUGAUUGAACAAGUCGAGCAGACGAUACAGGAAUGGAUGGUGAAUGAACCGAUUCAGGCAUCCAUCAUGUCAGUCGAGCAGGGAGGCCAUCUGAGUAAUAAAAAUAUGUUAAGCUUCAACUGGACAAGUUUCCCGGCAACAUCACGGAACACUGGCGCCGCGAAAUCAGUCGACGAACUUGAUGCACAUUUUCAUGCCUUGAGAUUAGAACCACCGAAAUUAGGUAACUUGUGUUCGCACUGUGCAGCAGACGGCACAUAUUCCUGGGCUGUGAGUUCUUGCGAGGAUUGUGACAACUUCCUUUGCCGGGCUUGCGCGGACCAUCACCGGGCCAAGCGACACAACCUUCAGCUGAUUGCCACCAGCGCUUUAGACCCAGAGGCUAAAGAACUGUUGUGUGUGGAGGAAGUGGAACAUGGGAGGUUGGAUUCAUUUUGCCAAGAUUGCGAAGUCCUGUUCUGUACGAAGUGCUGCCUGAAGAUUCAUGAUGGACACCGGUGUUGCACCUUCCAUGACGCCGUGGCUGCGAUUUCCAAAGAAAUCUUAGAAGCUCAUAAAACUGGUGACAAGGUUUUAGCCAAGUUGAGUUCGAGGAAACGGGAGGCCGAGUCCAUGCAGGAGACUCGGCGCGUGAAGGCGGAGGCACUGAAGCAAGAAAUUGAGCAGACGGCAGCAAUGCUUCUCCAAAACAUAAAAGAAAAGAGGAAUCAGUUGCUCCAAGAGGUGAAGACAUAUGUACGAAACGAAGAGUUGGCCGAUGUUGUUUGUGCAAAUCAAGGGGCAACACGGCGGCUUGCGACGUCGAUGCAGCUCUGCGGACAGCUGCUGUCAACUUCCGUCACGUCACCGGAAAAGGUAAAGGUUCUGAAGAACACUCUCGAACAGGUGAAGAAGGCAUGUAAUGUCACUGACGAAGCACGAUGCAUUAAAGUCAAAGAGGUAUUCCCCAGGUUUGUUGACUGUGCAAAACAUAUGAAAGAAAUCGGCCUGGGUUUCUUAAAGCCUUUCUCAAGGGCCGUGAAGGCGGAGGAUUUUAACGUCACCAUCUCGCCAUCCUGUUUUCUUUACAGCGUUGUUAUUCUUUCUGAAGGAAGUUGUGCGGCUCUUGGCACCGGCACGCCGGACACCACUGCAAAGAGGGCACUGUUCUUUUACUCCAGCAAGAACGGGUGCAGUCAACGCGUUAUCAAAGCAGGCGUCGGACUUGCCGUGGAUAUGAUAUUUCGCAAUGGAGAGCUGGUAGUCCUUCGGAAGGAAAAGCCGUACGUUAAGAUCGUUACGCCUGAUGGUUGCGGCAAGUCCUACGAUAUAGAUGGCGACUUAGUCAAUCCUUGGUCCAUUGGUAUUGACAUAGUGGGUCGGAUUAUUAUAACUCAUGGAACAGUGUGUGAGAAGUUAGCACUUGUGUCCCAAGGAAAUCAAAAGAGGCUGCCACGCUCGUCACCUGCUCGAGACGCCCCGCGAGGAUCAGAAAUGAAAAGGCCGUUGUCUGGGGGUUCCUCGGAUGGUUCUGUUGAUCGUGUAGUGGAACAACACCCUAAUUCGAUCCCAGUUCCAACAGGCGCAGUUAUGAACCCCGAUGCGGGAUUUUGUCUCGGUCCGGGACGGCUCAGUUGUGAGAAGGAAAUAUACUGCGCCUUUGACAGCGAGAUCCACCGCUACACCGUGAAUGGCAGGGAGAUCAUCCAGACGAGGUCAGGGGAACACGAUAUCAAAGAUUUCACAAUCCACGGGGUGAAGGCCUGCGGGGAGGUGUUCGUGAUAGGGGAGUGGUGGGAGGAGGUCCGGGUUUAUGAGGUACUGGAGCCCUCUGACGGCGGCGAAGGGUGGGAUCUGAAAAGGAUCCCUUUGUGUGACCAAAACGGAAACGGAGUAGAGCUGGCUGGAAGGAGUGGUAUAUGUUUUGAUAUAAAGGAUAACAUUAUGCUGAUUGGCUUCACUGACGCAGAUGAUCGUGGACACUUGGCCAUGUUCAGAUUGGGACCAGUCUGAAUUGCUUCUUCUAAGCCCGUCAACGCCAGUCUUACCGCUAUCGUUGCCAAGGACAGGUUCAAGAAACGUGAUUGUUUCUUUGCCGUCAGAAUGGCCAUCAAUGGAUCCAGCUACACCAAUUUUAAAAUUAUAUGAGAGUUUUACUCAGUGCUGGGAUUUCAUUUACAUGUAAUAUAUAUGCGUGCUUGUGUGACAAUACUUCAACAUAACAAUAAAUCUUCUCAUGGGAGACAAUAAAA